Caenorhabditis remanei is the source of this 1281-nucleotide messenger RNA. RefSeq lists its product as uncharacterized. Gene Ontology annotation, molecular function: phosphatase activity. The record is from RefSeq and is a predicted model, not a curated record. Lineage: Eukaryota; Metazoa; Nematoda; Chromadorea; Rhabditida; Rhabditidae. Gene Ontology annotation, biological process: dephosphorylation. The coding region runs from base 1 to 1281 and encodes 426 amino acids. The transcript is spliced from 9 exons.
AUGAGGGUAUUAUUCUACGUGUUCAUACUUGUGAUUAUUGCAGCUAUCCAAGCUCAACUUAUUUCUGUUCACGUAAUCUUCCGUCACGGUGCCAGAGCACCAGUUCUCAAUGUAACUUCGGAAGAAGCAAAAUCCUAUUUUUAUCGUGGUUUGGGCCAACUGACGGACGAAGGAAUCGAGCAAGCAAAACUGAUAGGAAAAGUACUCAAAGAUCGCUAUGUGAACUCGUUUGUCGAUUCUAGAAUGUUGCCAACGCAAUUAUUGUUCCGGAGUAGUCCUGUCGAGAGAUGUUUGAUGACAAUUCAGACAGUCGGCAGCACAAUGUUCCCGAAUGCAACACCACCGGUGCAAACAAUGCCGAGGCCUGAUGAUUUUCUACUAGUUCCAAAGCUUGACUGCUCUUUUCAAAUUGAUGAGUGGGCACUGUUUUUCAACUUGACCGAAGAAGAGAGAGAUAAAGCUCGUAAGAACCCGUGGUUCGUCAGCGACAAAGCUCUGCGAAAAGCGACAUCCAAAUCGGUGACUCUUCAAGAAAGGUCGGAAGAAAAUCUUCCCGCGCUGAUUUUAGAAAAGGAAGCAGGUCUCGCAGUUCCAGCAUGGUUCAAUGAGGAGGCAUACAAGGAAUCGUUGCAUGUGUUCUACAGUGCACUAUCUGUCAUGGCAUCUGUUGGAGAAUAUAAAAGUUCAAAAGGAAUCCGAAUUAAAGCAGGACUUCUUCUUGAUAAAAUUUUCAAUGAUAUUCAAGAAAAAAUUCGUUGCCAUGAAAAGAAAAGUGUCAAUAGAAUUAGUUGCGAUCAGAAGAAACUUCAAAUCUUCAGUUCUCAUGAUUUGUUAAUUUUGCCACUUUUGGAAGCUCUCGGAAUCCGUGAAGAUGUGUUGGGUAAAGAACUUCCACCAGAGUUCUUGUCUGCUAUUGUUAUCGAAACAAUGCUCGUGGACAAUGUGCCAUUUGUCAAAAUAUUUUAUCGUGGAAACCCGAGAGAAAUAACGUUACGAGAUGUGACUGGACUUGUAAGAAACUGCCCACCAAAACAACCUCUCUGUCCAGCUGACCUCUUCACAUCGUGUUGCGGAGAAUUCAUCACUGCUGACCCUAAAAGUGAAUGCUACGAAGAACCAUCAACACAAUCUCCGAAUGAAUGGGCUAUGACACCUAUUUCAUGGAUCUUAUUUGGUAUUUCUAUUGUUUUAAUCUUGAUACUCAUAGUCAUGUCGUACCUUGUAAUCCGUUACAAAAACCGAUCAGUAGUCACCAUCAAAAAAGUCUGUCUAGAAAACUGA